Molecule: messenger RNA, 6979 nt
Organism: Belonocnema kinseyi
Lineage: Eukaryota; Metazoa; Arthropoda; Insecta; Hymenoptera; Cynipidae
Gene: Jarid2
Product: protein Jumonji
Exons: 9
Coding region: 305-6133 (1942 amino acids)
Biological process (GO): chromatin remodeling
Cellular component (GO): nucleus
Molecular function (GO): DNA binding; histone demethylase activity
Source: RefSeq, a predicted model, not a curated record
GAGACAAAUCUUUCAGCUUAGAUGCAUCUUUGCUUGUUUAUAAAUCAUGGUUGGGGUUGGGGAUAGUUUUGAGAAAAAUGGGAGUGAAAGAAGCUGCAUAAACAAUCGCUGUCAGCACCUUGUUUACUCAUUUAUUCUCAUUUCUUCAAGUGCCUAAUUAUUUUCCCCAAGUAUUUAAGUUGCCUUAAAUUAUGAGCCGACCCGAGUGACUUUAUUCUAAAUGUCUGAAGGAGACAUUGCUUGUAGCGCAAUUUUUCUCAAAUUCUGGGGAUCGUCAUGACCAGAUAAGUGGUGAAUUUUUAAAAUGGUAUUGAAUCGAAAUGAUAAAAGAAAAAGAAAAGAAGGAGAUCUCGUGGACCUCAUGGAUCCCGUCUCAGAAUCACCGAAAAGGACAAAAGUUCACGCUCAAAGAAAAUUCGCACAAGGAGCACCAACAAAUUACAGUCCGGCGAGUACACCUGUUAAAGAAAAAGAAAAAUCGAAGCCACCUGUUAUCACUGAAUUGAUAACUCAUAAGCGUCCAAACACAGAAGAUUUCCUGACAUUCCUUUGUUUUAGAGGAACUUCAAUACUCCCGCCGAGUUUGAAUUUCUUCAACAUCAGUACAAAGAAAGAAAAAUCAGAGACAAAAUCGACAAAAGCUUCCAGGCCUACUCCUUCCACCUCGAAAGCAACGUCAUCCGAAUCCGGAAAAUCCAACUCGCCUCAAAAGUCAACAAAAUCCAAAAGUAAUGCCCCUCUUAAGAAAGAAUUUCCGAAGGGAAUCCAAAAGACAAUUAAAUUCAAGACAAAGACCUCAACAGCUCAAGCGUUGAAGAAGAAAUAUCUGGAGCAGAGGCUUGCCAAACAACGAAUUAAAAACAACGUCAAAGCAGCCUACGUUAUAAGAACUCGAUCCUCCACAGAACAAAAUGCAGGCAAACCUCUGCCUAAAUUAGCUUCGAGAAAUUUAGUACCAAAAUCCGAAUGUAAACGACGCGGUUUACGAAGUGGUGGUCUCGUCGAGAAAAGUGUCGCUCCUAAAACUGCUGCAAAAAUCAAGCGAUCUCCGAUGAAACCCAAGAAGAGAGUGCUUGCCAAGAGCAAAAGUAACUCUUCUAAUUCAGAGUCUUCCGAUGAUGAGGAGCUGAAAUCUUCCCAAGGGAAGAAAGUAACGAAAUCUCUACCUAAGAAGGUUUGCACGAGGAAUAAAUCGGAUCUGAGAAGAGUGACGAGAUCGUCCGUAGAUACGAAAUCCCCUCAACACCUUUCGCGAAGACCGACGAGAAAGACGAAAGAAGCCGCGGCUGUAUAUAUGGAAAUCUUGGGCCGGAAACUAGUCAGUCCUGAGUUGGAAAACGAUGAGGAUAAUAUUUCCCUUGAUAGCUUUCCAGAAUUGCCAAAUGCUCGCAGGUCUCUGAAGGAGGAGAUUGAGAUUAAGGCGAAAGUGAAACAGAAUGCAAAGUUUGUUGCCAAAGAGAAGGAGAGUAAAGGAAGUUCUGUGAGUAGUAAAAAGGUCGAGAAGAUUGAAAAGAUAGAAAAGGUCGAGAAGAUCGAGAAGCUUCGGGCUGUGAAAACGGUUUUAAAGAGCAAGAGGCUUGUGAAGAUUCACAAGUAUUGUGAACUCGAGUCUGAAGACGAGUCAGAGAGUUCAACCGAUAGUGAGAAAAGUAGCGAAGCCAGGCCGAUUACGAGGAGGAGUUUGAAUAAGGUGAUUAAACCUGCAAAUAGAAGUUUGAGAUCUUCGACGAGGAAUAUUCCAGUGAAGGUGGACGUUCAGAGUGCAGAGGUAAAGAAGGAAGUCAGAAAGGAGAAGAUUGUGGUGAAGAGGAAACGAGAGGUGCUUGAGAAGAAGAAGGAAGAAGGAAAGGAGGAAAGUAAAAAGGAUGAAGAAAAGAACGAGGCAAGAGUUAAGGAAGAGAGCAAAAAAGCUGAGGGUGUUCAGAAAGAUAGUAAAAAGGAGGAUUUGAAAAGUGAUAGCAAAAAGGAAGAAACUACAAAGACUGAUAUUAAAAAGGGAGAAUCCGUAAAUGAAGUGAGUAAAAAGGAUGAUACUAAAAUAGAUGAUACUAAAAAAGAUGAUACUAAAAAGGAGGAAGUAAAAAGGAUUAAAAAGGAGGAAAUGAAGAGAGAAGAAGUUAAAAAGACAGUUAAGAAAGAAGAAUCCAGAACUGAAAGUAAAAGUGAUACUAAAAGUGAAACUAAAAGCGUAACUAAAACUCUAAAUAAGAAAGAUACUAAAACAGAAAGUCCUGAUGAUGUUGAGAAUGUAGAAUCGGACGAGGAAACACUUGGUUCGCUUCUAAUUAAGAUGAAAAAGAAGAAAGAAGCUGAUUCUCUCAAGAAGACUGAGCAAACCAAGAGCAAAGUUAUCAAAGAAGUUAAGGAUCCAAAAAUAUCCGACGAUGAAGAGGCGUUCAGAGGUUUUACAAAAAAGGCAAUUUCGAGUGUUUUGGAUUCGUGUCAGUCUCACGUGAAUGCGAAUCUCCUAAUUUCCGAAGCAGAAAUAAAAUCAUCAGUUGAACCACCAUCCCCUGAACGACUGGAAUCACCUCCCGAGGUCAAGGAUGAUACUCUAAUUAUAGAGCAACCUUCAAUUAUUCCCGUUUUGAAACCUGCUCCUGAAAUUAAAAUCGUGACUCCGAAAGCUGAUUCUUCGAAACAGGAUAAAACGCAUGUUUACAAAUCUGAGGCCGAGGUGAAUAUAAUCGACAUGCCAUCGUCAGCGACUCUUGGACGAAAGGAGAGAGUAAAUAUGUCGACUGAGCAGAUAGAAAAGUGGCUGUGCGAGAGUUCACUUGCGAAAGAGGAGAGCAAAGUUGAAAUGGAAAACGUGACUAAUUUUCAGUACGAGACUGUUGAGAAACCGAAAGUCUCCACGCAUCAUUUAUCCAUUUCCUCGAAGAUUCAACAUUUAGUGAGGCCGGUGAAUGUCACUCUUGCAAAAUUAAAUGAUAAGAAGGGCAAGCCUUCGAAUUUGGUAGUUUUAAGCCCACAAGUGAGUGCAAUUAAACAUCCGGGCUCUUUGCUGGCUGUGAAGAAUAAACCAGUUGAAGUCGAGCCAAAACAGCCAAUUUUGGUAAGCAAACCUCAACCUCCGAAGGUGAGCAAGGAAUCUCCGAACGCAGAAGAUAGUGAUGCGGUUUCGAAAUCGGAUCAAAAUUCUCUCGACGGUUCCCCGGAUAAGAAGAACCUUGAAAAGAAAAUUCUCUCCCAACCGAGGAAAUUAUUUCUACCAAAGGUAAAGGAGAGGAAGAUCGCAGCUCCGAGUGCGAAUGCUUUUUCCCCGGAAAAUGAAAGUAGUGUUUAUGCAUUUGAAAGUGAUACGGAAGUUCCGGUAAGUACCCCGUUCAGGAGAAAAAGCAAACCAGCUUCACCUUUGAUAAAGGGUCCAGAUGAAAAAAGCAGUAAAGAUAAUCCCAAUAAGGAUAGCAAUGAUACUCAGAGUUCUGAAUUAUCCGGAGGUGAGAAUUUCAAAGUUCCUGAAGCGAAAAAAGAGACGGAAACUCCGAUAAUUUCGACCAAGACGAACACGAUUGAUUUGAAGAAUUUGGCUAACAUGCAAGUUCUUUCUCUGGACAAGCUGACGACUAAUUGGAGCAAUGUUAAUUGCAGUGCGUCUAUUGCUGUCCAGGUGAAUUUAGAUGAACAAAAUCAAGUUCAAAAUUCAGAAGUUGAUGAAAAUGGACAGCUAAAGAGUACGGAAAUAUCGACGCAAACUGAGGGAUCGAAUGACAAUGACGACGAUAAUGAUGGACAGCUAUUUUAUAUUCCUUUGCAAGCGGUCACGAGGAAUGGGUCGGUGCAAGGUCAUCAGCUGAUACAAGGAGUGGCUGUUAAAUUGGGAACGGAGGGACCAACUGGACCGAAUCAGAGAGUUUUGUUAAAGGCGAAACUUGUUACGAAACCACCUUUGAAUGUAGCCAGGGUUCCUCCGGUUGGAACUGUUCAACCGACUGCUAGAGCUCCGCCGAUUGCCUCGACUUCUAGUGCAGAUCAUCCAAUGCCGUCGACUUCAUCGGCAGUUCCUGUAGCCUCGACUUCCGAAAUUCGAGGUGUCGUGGUUCAUAAGGAGGAGAAUUUAAAUCAGGGCGGAAAUGUUCGAAGUAAGGAAACUGCUACGAGUUCAGGUGGAGUUGAAAAGGCUGAAAAGGUUUUGAAGUCUCAGAAGGCAUCCAGGGAGAGGAAGGUUUCUAUCGAUUCCGGAAAACCUACCAAGAGGUCCCAAGGAAAGUCGAAGCAGAAAAUUCUUGAAAUCUGUUCACCAACAAACGCAACAACCUUCCCAGGAACAAAAGAUCCAAACGAAGAGGCUCGUCUCGUAGAAGCUCCGACCUUCCACCCAACCGAGAAAGAUUUUCAGGAUCCUCUCGAGUACAUCGAUAAAAUUCGACCCAUCGCCGAAAAAUUCGGUAUCUGUCGUGUCGUUCCUCCUGGAAACUUCAAACCCGAAUGCAAAGUCUCCGACGAUAUGCGAUUCACAGCUUACAAUCAAUACGUCCAUCGGAUGCUCCACAGAUGGGGACCCAACGUCAAAGAAAUGAUGGCUAUCAGAAAAUACCUAGCCACCCAGAGUAUAACCCUGAAUCAUCCGCCCUGGAUCGGAGGAAUGGAAAUCGACCUUCCCCAUUUGUACCAAACAGUCCAAAGCCUCGGUGGCUUGAAGGAAGUGAUCGAGAAGAAAAAGUGGCAGAAAGUGUCAGAUGGUAUGAAAAUUCCCAGGUCAGCUCAGGAUCGUGUCACCAAGUUGGACGAUAUCUACUGCAAGUAUUUAUUGCCAUAUGAUACACUCUCCCAGGCGGAGCGAGACAAGCUCUUUGAGGAAGUUGAGUCGGAAUGGAAGACCCGGGAAGCCAAAGCAUUGCGGAGAUUGGAAGCUCAGUCGAAUGACAACGAGGAGGAGGAGGAUGAGGACAGUUCUGAUGAAAUUGAAGAGUGUAUUGUCAAGGGAAGAAAUAUGCCUCUGAAUGCCUUCUAUCGAAUCGCCAGGAACACCCAGAGAAUGUGGUUCUCGGAGAAUCAGAGAUCAGGCAAUGAGGCUGAAGGAGCGUCAGCUUCGGAAGUUGAGGCGGCUUUUUGGAAGCAUGUGGCUGAGAAGAAACGACAUGUUUGUGUUCACGCUGCUAGUAUUGAUUCCAGCGGGAGGGGAUUUGGAUUCUCUGUUGCUAAGAAUAGUCCUUGUGCGAGACAUCCUUGGAAUUUAAAGGUUCUGACUAAUAAUGCUGGGUCUGUGCUGCGAGCUAUGGGUCCCUUGAUGGGUGUGACCGUACCGACUCUGCACGUUGGAAUGCUUUUUAGUGCUUGCUGCUGGUAUCGAGAUCCUCAUGGACUUCCCUGGAUCGAAUAUUUGCACACUGGAGCGAAAAAAAUUUGGUACGGGAUUCCUGAUGAGCAUAGCAACAAUUUCAGAAAUGCUCUCUCGAAAAUGGUGCCGCGUUAUUGCAAAAAUAAAAAAAUUUGGCUGCCUUCUGAUACUGCCAUGGUGCCUCCGGAAAUGCUCGUGAAAAACGACGUUCCCUUGUGUCAAACAGUCCAGGAACCUGGACAAUUUAUCGUCGUUUUUCCUAAAGCUUUCACAUCGAGUAUUUGCACUGGUUAUGUCGUUUCAGAAAGCGUCUAUUUUGCACAGUCCUCUUGGCUCGAAACUGCCGAACAAGUUUUUCAGGAUAUACACGACAGUUGCGAACCAUCAAUAUUUUCUUUCGAAAGAUUGCUCUUCAGCCUUAUCAAUGACACAAGAUCUCACGUAGAAAUUCUGAAACAGAUCUUGCCAACAGUGAAGAGAGUCUGUGAAAGGGAAAUUGAUUAUCGCAGACAGUUGAAGAGUCUGGGGCUAACAAAUACGGAAAAAUUGCCAACGCCGGAAAGCGGAAAACGAGGAAAGGGCAAAAAAAUCAAAGAAGAGGAUGGCGAUUUCGAGUGCGAAACUUGCCGGGCUAGUUUGUUUGUUUCUUUGGUUAGCAAUUCACUAGAUGAUGGCAUGUAUUGCCUUCCCCAUGGGAUUCAGCUUUUGACGAGGAAAAAACAUCUCUUGAAAAAUUGCCUUCUAAUGAUCACAUACAGCGAGAGCGACCUGGACGAUUUGAUCCACAAAUUGGAGGACAGAAUCGAAGCAAAAUCGAAGAAAAGUAAUUCUUAUAGACAAAAUAAGUAGGCAACGGCGAACGAUUACAAUUUUCGAGCCCCCCCAUUGAUUUGCCUUGUAUUAAAUGUGAAAUAGCUGUAAAUGGCAUCUUACGGUAAAUUAUUAUUUAUUAUUUUAUGAUGUCCACAUCGACACAUAUUUCCAAGUAGACGAGAAAAGCUCUGCUUAGACUGAAUGAAAAAUUGGAGGGUACCUGCUGAAAAUUUUAAUCAAAUUUACCUCCAUUUUAAAAUUUAAAUUGAGUCAAAAUCCAGGAUAAACGUGAUAGAAAAAUCCAUUAAAGUUUCGUAACUUUCUAGUGACUGAUUUCCAAUUGACUGCGAAAUGAAUUGGACAAUUUUUUGAUUGUAUUGCUUUCAUAUUCGAUUUUUUUGGUUCCUUAUUUUAUUAUCUAUUCGAAUUAAAUUAGAUAGACAAUUAUUGAUUAAUUGGUGCCAAAUGAAAUGUUUGAAUUAUUGAAUCCUAAUCGACGAUUAUACUUUUUUCGAAUACUAGGUAGAUGUAUAUUUUAGAAAGCAUUGUGUAAGUAGAAUUUAAAGAAAGUAGUGGAAGUGCUAAUACAUUUGAAACUUAUAGGUUUCGAUUGAUGUGAGCCUCAAUUUUUUUACAGAUUUCGGAUAAAUCUGUCAAAUUGAAGGUAUUUUUUAAAUGAUUUUUUUUGCGCUUGAAUCAAUGCAAUUUUUCACUAUUUGAAUGAUAAAGUCACUGCGACACUUUUUUGUGUGCACGUUACCAAAGGAUUGUCUUGAUUUUUUCAAAAGACUGUGACGAGAUAGUGUGAAUUUUUUGGCCAUUAUAUGUAUCGAAAUUGAAAAAACUUAUUUCUUUUUGAAAUAUAUCGCAUUGUAUGUUUCA